This is a messenger RNA of Trematosphaeria pertusa, 1460 nucleotides long. Its product is annotated as ribosomal protein L22. Bases 29 to 1159 code for a protein of 376 amino acids. Gene Ontology annotation, molecular function: structural constituent of ribosome. Gene Ontology annotation, biological process: translation; ribosome assembly. Gene Ontology annotation, cellular component: mitochondrial large ribosomal subunit; ribosome. The record is from RefSeq and is a predicted model, not a curated record. NCBI's taxonomy places the organism in Eukaryota, Fungi, Ascomycota, Dothideomycetes, Pleosporales, Trematosphaeriaceae. The transcript is spliced from 3 exons.
CCUCGGCAUUGAGGUGUCGCAUAUCAUCAUGAGCGCCCGAAUACCAACAAGGUGGCUAGGGAAGUCAGCUCUCGCCAGCCUCCGCCCUCGCUCAACGUACUGGAUAAGCCCGAGCCGACCUUUCAGUAGCACUUUCAAGAAGCAGGACGCAGAAAAGGAGGUGCCAUCGAAAGUUGCCGACAAGAAGCCCGACCCCAACGACCCCCUCGCCAACCCAAUCCUCGAAAAGUACCUCCAAAAGCACGAUCCCAAGAAGCAAGCCGAGCGACCCCCACCCAAAGAGGGCAAAAUGUCCAACCACCCCUCCACGAUCUUCAAGCCCGAGUACGAAAUCCCAGGCUGGCGCGACGACCUCACUCCUGAGGAACAAGCGGCGCUGAAGGAGCGAGAGAAGAGAAGGCGAAUGCAGAUCGAAGAACAACAGGAAUACAGGCUGAAGCAGUUGAAGCUCGACCCAGCUCCGGCGGCACGCCGCAACUUCGAGCGCAGGAUGGUGAUUAAGAGUCUGCAGAAGCGAGGGAGGGUCACCAAAGCCGUCAAGCUGAUGCGCACGGAACGCCAGAGCCUCUACAAGAGUCCGACGCUGCCGACCAGCGUGAAGAAAUUGACCAAGCUGAUGAACCAGAUCAAGGGCAAGCCCGUCGACGAAGCCAUGGUCCAGCUGCGCUUCAGCAAAAAGCGCGUAGCGCGCGACAUCCUCAAGGGUCUACAAAUAGCACGAGAUGAGGCUAUUGCAGCUCGAGGCAUGAGUCUGGGCGCUUUCGGUGAAGCACAGCUACAAAGGGAGGGCGAGACAUCGAGCGCGACCGCGAACGAACCAUUCCUUCCGGAUGGCACGAGGCUGACGCCGAAACCAGGCCAGCCCACGUUAAUCGAGCUGAAGGACGGUAGCAAGAAGCUCGUGCAUGACCCGACGGAGAUGUAUAUUGACCAGGCGUGGGUGGGGCGGGGCGAGAGCUGGAAGAGUCCUGAGUUCAGGGCGAGAGGUAGGAUAAACAUGCUGACGCAUCGGACGACGAGUUUCUCGGUCCUGCUCAAGGAAGAAAAGACGCGAAUGCGCAUCUCGGAAGAGAUUAAGAAGAAGCGCGAGAACCGCAAGCUGUGGAUACCGCUGCCUGAUCGACCGGUCACUUCGCAACGGCAAUACUGUCUGUGGUAGUACAGGUGUUCACGAAUUGUAUCAUAUGUAUACUCUGUGGUUCUGACAACAUAGCAUUUGCCUGGCAAAGGCAUGUACAAUAUACCAUCCAAACCGUCCAUAUCCAAAGCAAACAUGCUUUAUCCGGGUAUAUCUGCAUCCACAAAACUUUUGAAUAUACCAAAAAUCCGACGCCCUCGCUAUGCAAUACUAAACAAGCAAUAACAUGUCCCACUUCAGCUCUCAGCCGCUUCUAUUCCAGCAGCCUGCGCACUCGCCGUCAACAUAUCAACCAUACCACCCACACUCCAUGCUACCUGGC